AUGAAGGCGGUAGUGGGAAAAGUACGUAAAGUACGUAAAGUACUCUUCGCUGUGUUAUUUGCUGUUGCGUGCAUAACCUUUACCUCUACCUAUUUGGAGCAUCCUUUAUUACAUGUCCAGGAGAACUACGACUACCAUGUAAAUGGGUUCAGCAUCUCAUCGUACCCAGAAGAACAAACAGCUGUUAUAUUCCCACGGAACUUUGAGCACCCACAAGAUGAAGUACAAACAUUUUACGAGCACUAUUUUGGCGAAACAGAUGAGAGUACUAAUGUUAUCAAAUACCUGGGUAGCCAGAAACCGCUUUCGGAAGUCAUUCAAAAGCAGCAGUAUAAGAAACAUUCUGUCAAGAUUUAUGGUGCUUCAUCGAAGUCUGAUGAAUGCGAUGAUUUACUGAAAGCCAUGGAUUUCAACUUAUCAAACUAUAAAAGUCUCGAACCUCGACUUGAAAGAGUUGCCAAAACUAUGUUAAAUAAACUUAACACGGAUGAUGCGUUUGCAGAAAUGAAACCAUUUUUUAAGAAUGAUCUUUGGAAACAGCUCAAGUCGAAAACAACCCAGAAUCAUUGGUUUAAGUUUGCAGGAAGCUCCGUUUGGUUGGAACAAUACGGAGUCCAUUUGAUGAUAUCGAGAAUCGUAUAUUCUUCCAAGGGACGUAAGAGAGCUCCAAUUUUGAGUUUUGUUUAUGCACAAGUAUUCAAUGAAAAUUGGGAAGAAAUGGAAGAUGUUGAGCUUGUCAUACCGACUACUGAUCCUAAGACGCAGGAGUCUAUUUAUAAAAAUAUUCACUUCCCGACAUAUUUUCCAAUCCCAUUUUAUCAUGAUGUCCAUUAUCAAUCUAAGAGGUUUUAUGGACCCGAGGAUCCUAGGAUUUUAUUGUUCAAGAAUGAAAUGGGUAUUGAGGAACCUUUGAUCAUUUUCAAUGCGUAUCACAGAAAAGUAGACAAACAAAUUCCUAUUGAUGAGGAUAAUAUGAAUGUUACUUUCUCAUAUCAUAGACUGAUGUUCAUGUCAUGGCCUUUCAGGUUUCAAUCUGGUAAGGGAAGUCUUGAUGGAUUUCAAAAUCCCAAGUAUGAAAAAAAUACAUACAACAAAGUCGUCGAGCUUAGAAGAGAGAACAGCAAAAGAUUACGUGUUCAGAAAAACUGGACUCCGUUCAUAAGCUUGAAGGAAAGGUCUGAUCAGGAUUUGAAUGUCUAUUUCGUUUACAGGUGGCUGAAGUUGGAGAUAUUGAAGUGUCCUCUCUCCGACGAUGCAGAUGGGAUUGCAUCAUGCUCCUCCCAAUAUAAACGGGAUCCUAAAUUGUCAAUCGAUGCCCCUGUGGGUGAAAUGAGAGGUGGAACAGAAAUGAUUAGCCUUAAUGAUUAUUACAAAACUGAUAAAGAGGUUUGGAUUGGGUUUGCACGUGCUCACCUUAAGAACUGCGGGUGCGGCAGCAGUAUGUAUCGACCAAACUUCGCAAUUAUAGUUAAGGAUGGAUCAAAUUAUAUGGUCACCCAUAUGAGUUCUUUCAUGUCUCUCAAUAUCCCAGUUCAUGGAUGGACAAUACCCGAGCAGUAUUGUAAACAUAGGAGCCCUAGUGUUUUGAUCCCAAACAGUAUAGCAGCUGUGGGCAUUUCAAAGGACAGCGACUACCUUACCCUUUUAUUAUCCGUUGCCGAUGAUACUGACUUUGUGGUACAUUUUAAGAACUUAUUGCAAGGAAUACGACCAUUAAUAGAAGAGGCGGUCUCUGUCGGCAAGUCAGGCUUAGAUGAUCGUGUCGUUAAAUGUUCCUUGCAAUCUUCUUCACGGUUUUGCAAAAAAUUUGGUUUGGAACACAAGCCAAAGAACUCAUAA
This is a messenger RNA of Priceomyces carsonii, 1839 nucleotides long. Its product is annotated as beta-mannosyltransferase. The transcript has a single exon. The coding region runs from base 1 to 1839 and encodes 612 amino acids. Lineage: Eukaryota; Fungi; Ascomycota; Pichiomycetes; Serinales; Debaryomycetaceae. Gene Ontology annotation, molecular function: mannosyltransferase activity. The record is from RefSeq and is a predicted model, not a curated record.